GAAAGUGCAGUAUGACAGGGCGAGAAUCUUAUUUAUUUCCAUAAACGUCCCGUUUGCUGCCUAGACUUAACUUUGGACUUCCAUUUGAGUCGUAACAAGCCAUGGGUCUGCUUACAAUUGCUGCAUGUUCUGUGGUCGGCGCUGGUGGGGCUGUGCUGGCUGCGCCUGUGGUUCUGGGAGCCGUGGGCUUCACGUCUAUCGGUAUCGCUGCGGGUUCCUACGCAGCUGGCAUGAUGUCUACAGCUGCCGUCGCUAACGGAGGAGGGGUAGCAGCUGGAAGCCUGGUGGCUGUUCUACAGUCAGUCGGGAUGGCUGGUCUAGGUACAGCUGCCACUGCCGGUGUGGCAGGUACCGGGGGAGCUGUUGGAGGACUCCUCGGCCUUAUUAUUUAAGACAGACACCAUUCUGCCAUUUUACAGAGAAGACAAAGAAGUUGUCCAAUGGGGGGAAAAAAAAUCUACAAAUAUUCUACUGAGUUCAAGUUUUACUGCAAACAAUCCUAUCAAAUGAGUCAAUAAAAUUAUUUAACAAGUUUUGACUGGUUAUAUUGUGUCAAGGUUGUUGUUGUUUUUUUCUUUUGCCUCUUUCUUUUAAAAUAUAUUUCUGAAGAUGAAUAUUAGGUCUGUGUUAAGGUCUGAACUUUCUGUUGCAUGAAUGUGGUAUAUUAAGAUUUUAUCUCCUUGAAGAGAGAGCAGUGUGAUGGUAAACACGCAAUGGGCGGUGCUAGAGGGACAAAUAUCCAAAUGACUCCUUCAAGAAAAUGUUUCUAUUUUUCUUGAUUUUUAAUUUAGUUACUUCUUACCUUUUUUGCUAGUGGUUCACUGCUGUGUUGAAUUUGUGCCAUAAACAAGAUGUAGAAAUUAAACAUGUAUCAGUGAGAGAACAUGUGACUUUUUGAACAUUAAUCCAGAGUAAUCAGGAAAGCACAUACUAUCGUCAGGAUCCUUAGCUUUCAUGUUAAAACAUUUGAAUCUGAGUUAAUAAGACCAAAAAAUUAUGAGUGUAGCUGUUUAUAAAAUGUGCUUAUAAGUAAAAUAAAUGGCGCUGACUGUGACCUUAAACUG
This is a messenger RNA of Poecilia reticulata (guppy), 1064 nucleotides long. The record is from RefSeq and is a predicted model, not a curated record. NCBI's taxonomy places the organism in Eukaryota, Metazoa, Chordata, Actinopteri, Cyprinodontiformes, Poeciliidae.